AUGGGGCAGGGCAAGAGAAGUAAAAGACCACAGCUAGGCCCAUGGGAUGGAGGUGGAAAACACAGAGGAAGUCUUUUUGGAUUUGCACAUCAUGUACACAACGAUUCAUCCCUGUCCAAAACUCUUGGAGUCUGGUAUCCUGUUGUUCCUAAUUUUCCUGCACUUGGUAAUGUACCUUCAGUUCCCCCUGAAGCGACCCUGUCUCUGAGCAGGAAUAGAACUGCAGUGUGCAAGGCAGUAGCAAGGAAGCCAGCUGCACAGAUCUCCUGGACCCCAGAGGGGGUUGAUUGUGUCACUGAGCAAGAAUAUUGGGGCAAUGGCACAGUGACUGUCCAGACAUCUGGAGAAAGUAGUAUGAUCGAACCAGCUCGUGUGAAAUGCUCACAUUGGGCCCAUCUCCCUGGCUGGGGGAUGGAGAGGGGUGGAGGCAGGAUCACCUUGUACAAAAUAGUUGACAAAAUAAGGUGUUUCAUGAAUGAAAAAUCAUUGAUUAACAACUUAUUUUCUUUUAUCGUUCUCCUUUUGUGUGUGUGUCCAGUUAACACUUCACUGUCUGUGGUGAUGGACACCAACGCUGUGCUCCACUGUCCUCGUACACUGACAAGAGUGGUGCUAACAAGAUGGGAAAUAAUCCUCAGGGACAAGCCUUCCUGCACAAAAGCUCACAGGAGCGACACAAAUGAGACCAAGGAGAUCAACUGUACUGAUGACAGAAUAACCUGGGCCUCCAGACCCAGUCAGAAUCCUGACCUUCAAAUUGCUCCAGUGGCCAUCACUCAUGAUGGGUAUUACAGGUGUGUGAUGGUGACACCUGAUGGGAAUUUCAAUCAUAAUUAUCACCUCCAAGUGUUAGUUCCCCCUGAAGCGACCCUGUCUCUAAGCAGGAAUAGAACUGCGGUGUGCAAGGCAGUGGCGGGGAAGCCAGCUGCACAGAUCUCCUGGACCCCAGAGGGGGAUGACUGUGUCACUGAGCAAGAAUAUUGGGGCAAUGGCACAGUGACUGUCCAGAGCACAUGCUCCUGGGAGGUCCCCGAUGUGACUACUGUGGCCUGCUCUGUCUCCCAUUUGACUGGCAACAGGAGUCUGUGCAUAGAGCUGCUUCCUGGUACCAAAACACUAGCAAAAUUAAAUAUUCUCUGUGUUGUUAUUAUCCUCGUUAUUUUGAUUUUGAUCAUCAUGGGAUCCUUUUGGUUUUUGAAAAUCAGUGGCUGCAGGAAAUAUAAAUUGAAUAAAACAGAAGCUACUCCAGUUUUGAGGAAAGAUGUAAUGAAGUCCUAUGUCAGCUACUCAGAGAAGAGCAAUCCACUCUAUGAUACUGCAAACAAGGUGAAGAUGUUUCAGGCACUACAAAGUUGA
Messenger RNA from Lemur catta (Ring-tailed lemur), 1356 nucleotides. RefSeq names its product cell surface glycoprotein CD200 receptor 1-like. Gene Ontology annotation, biological process: regulation of neuroinflammatory response. Gene Ontology annotation, molecular function: signaling receptor activity. The record is from RefSeq and is a predicted model, not a curated record. NCBI's taxonomy places the organism in Eukaryota, Metazoa, Chordata, Mammalia, Primates, Lemuridae. Gene Ontology annotation, cellular component: external side of plasma membrane.